AUGACCACUUUAAUUCCGCGCGAGCCCUACUCCAGGGAGGAGCUCGACCGUCUAUACCCGAAGGACCUGAAGCUGCAACUCGUGCAGGUGUUCCUGCGUCAUGACUGGCCGUAUUGCGGUGUCGCGCGGCGUAUGGUCCAAAUGGCCUCGAGCAGCCAGGACCUCUCGGCAUGGAAUGGAUUCCAAUGGCGGCGGAAGAUGGAGGCAUUCGGGAAUAACGACGAGUCCGUGGUUGCCGUGGGACCCACCGGAGAGAUUGAGGCUAUGUGCCAGCACGGAGAGCUCACCGACAAGGGGCGCGAAACAACAUAUGCAUUGGGCCAGCGUCUGCGCCAUCUCUACGUCGAUCAGCUGGGGUUUAUGCCCCAGAUCAAAUCGGAUACUGAAGAUAUGUACCUCCGCGCAACGCCGAUCCCGCGUGCGCUUGAGUCGCUCCAGCAGGCUUUUUGGGGCAUGUAUCCAGCUAGCGCGCGCACGCUGAAUUUCCCGCCUCCUGUGAUUGUCGCCCGCUCGGUUUCUGAGGAGACUUUGUUCCCAAAUGAAGGGAAUUGUCGACGCUUCCGGCAGCUGGCGAGGCUGUUUGCUGACCGCGCUGCAAAGCGAUGGAACGACUCCGAGCAAAUGAAUUACCUCAAUAGUCUCUGGUCUAAGUAUAUGCCCGAGACCUCGCCCAAGGUCGCAGUUGAUGCUCAUCCGCGUCUCUCGGGAAUUAUGGAUACCAUCAAUGCAACUGAUGCUCACGGCCCAGCCACAAAGCUGCCCUCUGAGUUUUACGACAAGAAGGGUCGAGCCGUCAUCGACCGGAUUGCCGUCGAAGAGUGGUUUGCUGGUUACUCCGAGAGCAAUGAGUACCGUCGCCUGGGCAUUGGUGCUCUGAUGGGCGACGUGGUUGACCGCAUGGUCAGUACCGCGGUGGAUGGCGGCUGGCGCAGCUCGAGCGCUGCUUCUGGGUCUGCAAACGCAGAGGAUGGCAAGAACAUCAGGUUCGCCAUGAGCGGGUGUCACGACACGACUCUCGCAUCAAUUCUGUCCAGUGUUGGCGGGUUCCAGGAUGAAUCGUGGCCGCCCUUUACCUCUUCAAUCGCCAUUGAACUGUUCUCUCGGUCUUCACGAAGCGGUGCUGAUGCGGGUACCAUGCUCGAGGAGUUCUCGAACCCGGUCAUUGCGCCCAAGAAGCCCGGCAUGCUUUCGAAGUUCUUCGGCAGUAGCAAGUCGUCCGUGCAGCCACCUUCGGAAACUGCUCGUGCACCUAUCUCCUCUUUUCCGGUUGAGACGCGCGAGUCGCUGCGCAAGCACUACGUCCGCAUCCGCUACAAUGACCGCCCCGUCCGCAUCCCCGGCUGCGCGGCCAAGGCCGAGAACCACCUCCCCGGCGAUGACACUUUCUGCACCCUAGACGCCUUCAAGGAGAUCGUCGACAAGUUCACGCCCAAGAACUGGCAAACCGAGUGUAUGGAAAAUCUAGGCGAAGGCCUCCACGGGCCGAACGAUCGCGAGCGCUCUCCAGCUGGGUUUUAG
Penicillium riverlandense is the source of this 1518-nucleotide messenger RNA. Its product is annotated as putative acid phosphatase. The record is from RefSeq and is a predicted model, not a curated record. Gene Ontology annotation, molecular function: phosphatase activity. Gene Ontology annotation, biological process: dephosphorylation. Bases 1 to 1518 code for a protein of 505 amino acids. Lineage: Eukaryota; Fungi; Ascomycota; Eurotiomycetes; Eurotiales; Aspergillaceae. The transcript has 5 exons.